GUAAACAUAACGCCAAGGGGGUCGGCGCCCACCUAAAACUGACAGUUUCAUUUGCAGGGAAUGUCUGGGCCUCUCGGAAGAAAAGGACCAAAGGGAGCGGCCGGUGAACAGGGAUCAGCAGGAAAAGUCGGGAGACGUGGACAACCUGGAAAACCGGGACCCAGGGGACUACCAGGCUUAGAUGGUCUGCUGGGUGUUGAGGGAAAUGAAGGCGACCCAGGCGACAUCGGCCGUGCCGGAAAGCCCGGGCGUCCAGGAGCAAGAGGCAAGAAGGGUGACCCCGGACCCCGAGGCCUGCAGGGACCUCAAGGACAAAAAGGCCCAAAGGGACAUCCAGGUCUAAAGGGCUCCAUGGGACCAGCAGGGCCGGUGGGCCCCCCGGGCAUUCCAGGCCUCCGAGGAGAGAAGGGUCAACCGGACAUCAAAGGAGCACAGGGCCCACCGGGUGCCAAAGGUCUGAGGGGUCUGCCUGGACCAGCAGGGGUCAAGGGACAUCAAGGCCUCCAAGGCCCCAAGGGACGACACGGACCCAAAGGAGUGCAGGGUGACAUCGGGCAGUCGAGCCCACAAGGGAGAAGAGGCCAGCCAGGACCCCCAGGUCUGUUUGGCACAAAGGGAGCAAAGGGGCUUCAGGGCAAGCAAGGAAACAAGGGAUGCAGUGGUGCCCAAGGCCCACCAGGACCUCCUGGACCCUCAGGACCAAAACCACCAAUAGAGAAGUUGUCCGCCCAGGCCACGCGGAGAAGUCGUCUGCAAAUGGACCACCCGCCUCCUGACAUCGGGGACGCUUGUGACUGGACAAAGGGGACGGAGGAACACCCCGCCACCACCUGCAAGGAGCUGAGGCUGUGCUGGCCGCACCUUCCAGAUGGUUAUUAUCAUGUGGACCCAAACCAAGGCAGCCCACUGGACGCGCUGCUUGUUUUCUGCAAUCUGACAGCAGGGGGCGCCACUUGCAUUUCGCCAGUUAAGUCUCAGAUGGAGCUCAGACACCCAGUGAACAAUGGAACUGUGCUGUGGUUCAGCAGACUGGCCAGUGAGCUGCAGUUCCACUACUCCGGCCUGACGGUGGUACAGCUGCGUUUCCUGCGUCUACACAGUCGCCAGGCGGCACAGAAAUUGGCCGUUUCCUGCCUGCCCGGUGUGCCAGGGGAUACGAGGCCCUGCACCCAUGCUGCCCACGUGCUGGGAGACAACGGGCAAGUCCUUGGACUUGGAGACACCUUGCAUAGGAUUAUGCCAGCUGGUGGCCAGACUGAUGGACCCCGAACCUACGAGUGCCUCCUAGAAGUCAGUGGCUCCUCUGUGGACCUGUUACCAGUCAGGGACCUGGCACUAUUUGGGCACACUGAGGAAAGUCUGGGUUUUGGCUUUGCCUUGGGUCCUGUAUGCUUCAUGUAG
This is a messenger RNA of Erpetoichthys calabaricus (reedfish), 1401 nucleotides long. Its product is annotated as collagen alpha-3(V) chain-like. NCBI's taxonomy places the organism in Eukaryota, Metazoa, Chordata, Cladistia, Polypteriformes, Polypteridae. Bases 61 to 1401 code for a protein of 446 amino acids. Gene Ontology annotation, molecular function: extracellular matrix structural constituent. The transcript has 18 exons. The record is from RefSeq and is a predicted model, not a curated record.